UAAAAAGCUAUGAGAGCCCAAUAUGCCUCCAAAGAAGAACCCAGCAGACUUUGCUGGUUCUUCGGGGAAUAAAAAACGGAAAGAGCCCCCACAAUCCUCCUCCAGCAAUCAGAAAGGCCCAGACAAAGGACGCGAUUUUAAGCGCGUCAAGGUCAAUGAUGCGCGAUCAAUCCUGAAGCAAACUUCAGAUGCAGCACUGAAGAACGGAGACUUGGACGUCCAGUCCUUCCUGAAAUCGCGCGAAUUCGAGAUCAAAGCUCUCCAAAAUGGCAUUAAGAAAUCAAAGGGCGGCCGAACAAGCAGGGCAUUUCAGCAAGUCCCGCGCGAUAUGCGGAGGAGGACUGCGAGUCACAAUGUCAAACGGGUUCCCAAGCGGUUACAGAAGAGAGCGGCGAAGGAGAUGAAGGAUGAUAAAACACCAACCGUUGAUCCAAGCAAAAGGAAGCCGAGAACCUCGAGAGGCAGGUUGCGAGCGGAAACAGCAAAACGUUUGGGGAUGUUGGCAGCCAAGAAGAAGGCCAUGAAAGGCAAGAGCGGAGACAAAGUUGCUGGUAUAGAAACAAGACCAGCACGGCCCAAAAUACGAAAGAACAAACUGAACGAACCUCCAAAGCCAAAGUCGAAAUUCAGGAAGCGCCAGAUUCAUAAGACUUGGUUACCGACUCAUAUGUGGCAUGCGAAGAGGGCGAGGAUGACGGAGCCAAAGAACCCUUUAUGGAGAUUUUCUAUCCCUUUAACGUCGACGGAGAAGUCCUAUCGGCCAACGCAUCGAGCCGGUGGAGCCAGAGGAGCGGUUGCUUGGGACAUGAGUUACAUGAGCACAAUUCAAUUAGAGGGCCCGACGACAAGCCUUGAGAAGCUGUUGAAAGCAAUGGGCGUUACGGAGAAAUGGCUCUGGGAAGAGAAAGGAACUAAGUGGAGACACGGCAAGAGAACUUGGAGUGGAUGGUUGAGCAGAAAUAUCACCGAUAAACCCGUACUCAUAGGUCCCUCAUCAAUUUUCUGGUGCCCUACGGACCAGCAGACCGGUGAUGAGCCAGCAAACAAAACCAAGAAGCCGCCCUCAUUCCGAGUUUUUGUCAGAAUUCAUCCUUCUGCCUUCCUCGAAACAUGGGCUGAAAUAUUUCGACUGUCAAAGCUUCAACGCCCCACGAUACAUAUUGAAGACCUCCGAUUCGAGAUUGGAAGCAUUGAUAUAACUGGACCUGGUUCUACGGAAACUUUACUAGGAAUUCUGCAUCCCUAUAAUCAAUCGGAAGAUAAUAUGGAGCCACAUGCUAAGACGUUCCGAUCCUUGGCUGGAGUCACAAAUCCCGGCUCCUUACCUUUGAAUUCAUUGUUGGCAUUUUCUAUCAUGGAUCCCCGACUUCGAUAUCCUCCCAGACCUGUAAAGAUGCCAAACACGAGCGACGAAGAAGCCAAUUUUGCUCUUUUCGACAUGCUGUCGGCCUGGCCCGUUGACUCCUCGACUGGCUCUCCAGCAUUGUUUGAUCGUGAUACUCGAUUUAAAGCAACGCGUCUUCCGGCACAGAAGUCAUUGAACCGGCGCAAGGCAUUGUCACAGCCAGGAGACUACCCUUCCAUCCAGGCCACUGAUUUUCCCAUACCUAUUAUGCUUCUAACAUCUCGCCCAGCGGCACCAUCUGCACAAGGAACCUGGACUCUUCUUGCACCUUGGAAAUGCAUCUUACCAAUCUGGUAUGGGUUAGUCCAUUACCCUCUCUUAUCUGGAGGCAAUCCACGAUUUGGAGGAUUACAAGAACUUCGUCAGAUACACUUUGAGCAGGGUGUGCCGUGGUUUCCAGUGGAUUUUCCUGGCACAAAGUCCGGAUUUAUUUGGGAAACAGAGGAGAGGGUGAAAAGGAAGAAGGAGUGGGAGAAACGACCUAAAGGCAAGCGGGUCGAAUGGGACUCCCUCGAUCUUGGCGAGGGCAGGAAGGGCGAAAUUGGCCAAGGUUGGGCAUGUGACUUUGAACGAGUACUUGGAGUUAUGUCUUUACCUGAUAGCGGCAAAUCUGUCGACACAAGUCAGGAUACACCAAAGACGCCAGAGAGCCCGCCCAAGGAAGCCCAAUUACCCAUUGAACAUGUCCACAAGGAUUUUUUCUCGUCGCUACUUUCAUCCCCAAAGUUGGAACUACCCUCUCCUUCCGCAGUUGCUACUGUCCGCAUUAUACUGACAUCUCGCGGCAUUGCGUCACCAUGCGCAAGAAUCUAUCGUUUGCCUCUAUCCAAAUCAUCACAAGAUUCUUCCAUGACCAGAAGUAAUGCUCAAGCGACGACCCGCGAACAGUGGCUGUCACUUCUGCCCUCGACAUCCAAUUCCAAGCCUCUGCCGAACCCAAACUCAAAAGCUGCCAAGAAUCUUGGACGAAUACCUUUAAACACCCCCCUUCCGCAACGAGUCCGUCUUCUUGCUCAGUCGCUGCUGCAGCAACCACCACUGCCUUACCCAGCGAAUAAAGAAGAGGGAGAUGGGAAUCCACUGGUACCUGAUGAAGAGGAUCUCAUUGGGUUUGUGACCACGGGAGAAUUCAAUCUCGCAGAAGGCAAAGGAGUCGCUGUCGGAACAGUUUUUUUGAGUAAAAUUAUAGAGGGCUUCAGAAGGGAUGGUAUGAAAGGGGGUAAGGAUGGAAGAUUGUGCAUUGUGAGAAAUGCUGGAGAAAAGAUCGGCCGUUUGGCAAGAUGGGAAGUCGUGUGAGUGUUUCUUCACCACUGUUAGAUUAUAUCGAAUCAAGAUACCCUUCCUACUGAUCAUUUGUGUUCUCGCUAUGCAUGCGGUGAUUGAAAGGGCUCGCUUGGUACCGUAUCUACUGUUGCAGGCAACUCGGUGCCAAAUUCAUGUUCCGAACAACAAAUACUCUCGCCGCAUUCAUUAAUCGAUCGAGCCUUAUAUUGAGCCUUUUUGUACCAGAUAUCGGCAUCUAAUUACGGUCCCAGCUGCUCGGUAUAUAAGUUCUGCUUUACCCAAUUGGUGCUAGCCGCUCCAAUGUCGACUGAAGCAACCCUGGGUCCUAACUGUUAUGAUUAUUCCUAUUUGGUACUAGGGGUUACGGUCUAAACUGCGAAAUAAAGGGAUAAGAUAUAGACUACCAUAUCGAAAUGGAC
This is a messenger RNA of Hyaloscypha bicolor E, 3108 nucleotides long. RefSeq names its product ribonuclease-like protein P complex subunit Pop1. The record is from RefSeq and is a predicted model, not a curated record. Gene Ontology annotation, biological process: tRNA 5'-leader removal. The transcript has a single exon. The coding region runs from base 23 to 2701 and encodes 892 amino acids. NCBI's taxonomy places the organism in Eukaryota, Fungi, Ascomycota, Leotiomycetes, Helotiales, Hyaloscyphaceae. Gene Ontology annotation, cellular component: ribonuclease MRP complex; nucleolar ribonuclease P complex.